GUAUAAUACAGCAAGUUGUCUGACAGCCAGUCGACUGACUGUUCAAUAUAAAAGCAGCGAACAGCAUUCCGUACUCAAUUCAAUAUGAAAGCCGUAACAAUUCUACUUUUGGUGCUGCUAUCGGGCAGGAGUAUUCUCAGCUCGAGCCAAGCCAGCACGAAUGAGAAACAGCAGGAGCUUGGGAACAGAGUGGAGCUGGCGCUGCAGCAGCUGGAGGCGCAGCUGGAUGGCCGGUGAGAGAUACAGAUUCAUUGCCUGUGCUCGAAAGGUGUUGAGGAAAGGCAUCGCCAAGAUGGUCACCCAGAUACUGAACGCCUGCAUCAAAUACGUGGAUACCAUUGACGCUUGUGGCACGCCCGUGUCCAAGGAUGUGCUCACCAUUGUUAACGCCAGCAAGUCCAUCAUAGGCAUAUGCAACAAGAUCGUCCAUCUGAGCAGCAUGCUGUGCAACAAUGGUCACUAUGAGAAGAGCACAGACUCUGUCCAGAGGUACAGCUGGUAGCUCUUCAAG
Messenger RNA from Drosophila busckii, 511 nucleotides. Its product is annotated as CG8664. Bases 161 to 502 code for a protein of 113 amino acids. The record is from RefSeq and is a predicted model, not a curated record. The transcript is spliced from 2 exons. Lineage: Eukaryota; Metazoa; Arthropoda; Insecta; Diptera; Drosophilidae.